Messenger RNA from Exophiala bonariae, 999 nucleotides. RefSeq lists its product as uncharacterized. Lineage: Eukaryota; Fungi; Ascomycota; Eurotiomycetes; Chaetothyriales; Herpotrichiellaceae. The transcript has 3 exons. The coding region runs from base 1 to 999 and encodes 332 amino acids. The record is from RefSeq and is a predicted model, not a curated record. Gene Ontology annotation, molecular function: hydrolase activity.
AUGUCUGAGCCAGAACUAGGCACCAAAGCCCCGGAGUCGGACGCCAUGGAACCAUCGAUAAUCUCCAGCACAGACACACCCGCUCAAACCGGACCGACAAUGGGCGAGCACUGUGUAACAGAUCGGCCAACACCAGCAACCGCCCGUCAACCAUCCGGCGCACUGACGAAGUUCGGGGACAUCGAAGUCUACGUCUCCAAACCAGGCGAUUACCCGAACACGCCGGCCAAACUGCUGUUGCUGCUGACGUCCGGCACAGGUGUGCACUCGCUCAACAACCAGAUCCAAGCGGACCUGUUGGCCGCCGAGGGCUUUGUGGUGAUCAUGCCGGACCAGUUUGGCGGGGAUGCGGCGCCGAACACCAAAGCCAUUUCCAACGAGGAGCCCGCCAGUCCGAGUAUCCUCGAGCAGUUCAAGCUGCGUGCCGCGGAGACGGCCAAGUCGUUUCUGGUGGAUAUGUGGUUGGCGCGCCAGACGCCCGAGAAGGUGUUGCCCAUUCUGCUGAAGGUCAUUGACGUCGUCAGGGACGAGUAUGCUGAUGCCGUGGCGCAUGGUGGCGGGAUCUACAGUGUGGGCUAUUGCUUUGGCGGGAAGUAUACUACACUUCUAGCGGGGGAGGGGGUCGACGCCGUCGGUGCUGUUGGGCAGGCCCAGGCACAGGCGCCGCAAGAUGAAGAAACUAGGGUGGUUAAGAAGGCUUCGGGACCGUUGAUCAAGGCUGGGGCGGUGGCGCAUGCGACGUUGGUGACCAGAGAGGACUUGAAGGGUGUUAAGGUGCCGUUGUCAUUUGUUUGUGUUGAGAACGACCCUUUGUUUCCAGACGAGAUCCUCGAAGAAGGCAAGAAGCAGUUUGCUACGAGCAAUCUCGAACAUGAGAUCAAGACAUAUCCUGGUGUCCCCCAUGGUUUCGCGGUAUAUGGAGACUACGAUUCACCCACAAUCAAACAAGCACAGCAGACUGCAUUCCAGCAGAUUUUGAGUUGGAUCAAGUCGCAUUGA